AUGAGCGAUGACCCGACACCGUGGGACAACGCGACGGAGAGCGCCACGGCGGUGCCCGGCGAGGUGUCCCCCCAGGAUGGCUACGUGCUGCUGCUGGCCUUGCUCUCCAUCUUCAUCGGGGGCACCCUGGUCCUGCUCUCCGGCAUCCUGAUCAUCUGCCGCCGGUGCUGUGAGGCCGACCGCCGGCACUCCAGAGCCAGCGAUGACCCCGAGAAAACCAACACCACCUACCUGGACGACUCGCAGCCAGCCCAGGAUAUCACCAUCAAAGUGGAGGACCCCGACUGCCUGUCGUCCUCCAGCUACCGGGAUGUGGAGGGCGAGCGGUUCCUGUCCUCCAGCUCCUCCACCGCCCGCCGCGUCUCCUUCAACGAGGCCGCGCUCUUCGACCAGGGCAAGAAGACCCAGGAGAAGGGGAGGAGGUACACGCUGACGGAGGGGGACUUCCACCACCUGAAGAACGCCCGCCUGACCCACCUGCACCUCCCGCCGCCCGCCCUCAAGAUCGUCACCAUCCACGAGUGCGAGUCCAGCGAGAACAGCCUGGCCAUGACCCCCCGCCUGCCCCCGCCCAAGCCCGGCCUCGCCAUCUUCCAGCCCCCCGCGGGGGCCCUGCCCCGGCCAGCGCUCCCCAGCCACGCCGUGUGCCCCAGCUCUGCCCUGCCCGGGGACACCUACAACUCCACCGUGGACACCAGCUUCACCGAGGCCAGCCCGUCCGCCUCCUCCGACUCCGGGGAGGGCCCCUCAUUCGCAGCAGCUCCCAGGAGCGGGAAGGCGGCUGGGGCGAGCAGUGCUGGCACCGGGGAGCCCCCCCCGGCGCCCGCGCAGGGCACCGUCCUGCAGUUCUUCACCCGCCUGCGCCGCCACGCCAGCCUGGAUGGGGCCAGCCCCUACUUCAGGAUCAAGAAGUGGAAGCUGGAGAGCACCCAGCGGGCGUCCAGCCUGGACACGAGAGGGUCCCCCAAGCGGCGGCAGUUCCAGCGUCAGCGGGCAGCCAGCGAGAGCAUGGACCAGGAGGACCGGGACCCUCACCAGACCGACAUCAUCCAGUACAUCGCCCGCACGGACGACGUGGCCUUCCACCGCGCGGGCGGCCCCUUCCUGCCCUCCCCCGCCAGCCCCCCACCCUCUCUCGGCAGGCUAGAGCCGGGCGAGGGCGGCGCAGGCAGCCCCGGCGAGGCCGGUGUCCUGGAGCAGCCCAGCGCCUACCACGACAUCUGGAGCCUGCGUGCCUCGCUGGAGCUGUACGCUUCCUCCGAGCGGAGCAACGACCAGGACUCGGUGCGCAGUGACGGCGGGGACAGCGUCUCCUCGGCCGGUGGCAUGCCCCCCUGCCCCUCCUCCUCCCUGGACGAGGCCGAAGGCCCCGAGGAGAAGCUCUGGGGCCGGCCCAAGCCGGAGGAAUCGGAGCCCGGCACGCGCAAGCUGCUGCAGAUGGACAGUGGCUAUGCCUCCAUCGAGGCGCCCAGUCGGGGGGGCGAGGAGGGGCCCCCCAAGGACCAGACGGCCUCCGAGAAGCGCAUUUGCUUCACCAGCGCGGGGCGGAAAGGCACCAUCUUCGAGAGCUUUGAGGGCCGGGAGCCAGAGGAGGAGGAAGAAGAGGAGGAGGAGGAAGAGGAGGAGGAGGAGAGCGUGGCCCGGGGCGCGGCAGGCGGGGGACCCCCCCGUCCCCACAGCCCCCUGGCCUGGUCCCCGUACGGGCAGAUGUUCCCGGGGCGGGACGCGCUGCCUCGGCGGGACUACAGCAUCGACGAGAAGACGGACGCCCUGUUCAACGCCUUCGUGCGCCACGACCCCCAGUUUGACGAGUCGCCGCUGCGGGGGAAGCACCGCUCCCGCACCCACCUCCGCAAGCAGUGGCAGCACGCCAAGCAGUACAGCGACCCCGGCGUGCGCUACCCAGCGCUGGAGCGGCACCGCACGCCCCUGCGCCGCGGGGACAGCGCCAACUACCCCCUGGACGCCCGCUUCCACAGCCCCCUGCCCCGCAUCGUCAGCGCCGGCGACGAGGAGGCGGCGGAGGCGGCCGACGGGGUCCCCCCUGCCCCGGCACUGCCCGACCCCGAGAUCCAGGUGAUCGUGGAGGAGCCCGGAGAGGUGGCCCCCGAGCCCAAGACUGGCUCCGAGCCCCCCGGGGAUGAUGACUGCCCCGGCCCCGGGAGAUGCCUGGUGCUGGGCUCCGGCUCGGAGCUGAUGGACAAGAUCGCCGGCAGCCUCGAGGAGCGGCUCUACGGGCACUUGAGGAAAGCGGGAGAGAGCACCGAGUGCACAGUGGCCGUGACGGCCAGCGAUGCCCCCCCUGACCACAGCCCUGUCUAGGCCCAGCGCGAGG
This is a messenger RNA of Gavia stellata (red-throated loon), 2335 nucleotides long. RefSeq names its product CACN subunit beta associated regulatory protein (gene CBARP). The coding region runs from base 1 to 2322 and encodes 773 amino acids. NCBI's taxonomy places the organism in Eukaryota, Metazoa, Chordata, Aves, Gaviiformes, Gaviidae. Gene Ontology annotation, biological process: negative regulation of voltage-gated calcium channel activity; negative regulation of calcium ion-dependent exocytosis. The record is from RefSeq and is a predicted model, not a curated record. The transcript is spliced from 9 exons. Gene Ontology annotation, molecular function: transmembrane transporter binding. Gene Ontology annotation, cellular component: secretory granule; plasma membrane.